Molecule: messenger RNA, 1020 nt
Organism: Aureobasidium melanogenum CBS 110374
Lineage: Eukaryota; Fungi; Ascomycota; Dothideomycetes; Dothideales; Saccotheciaceae
Exons: 1
Coding region: 1-1020 (339 amino acids)
Biological process (GO): tRNA wobble adenosine to inosine editing
Molecular function (GO): RNA binding; tRNA-specific adenosine-37 deaminase activity
Source: RefSeq, a predicted model, not a curated record
AUGAAAUGCUUGCCUCGUGAUAAAAUACAAGGUCUGGAUGGCAACGUCGUACACGAUAGUCAUGCUGAAAUUUUGGCACUGCGCGCCUUCAACCGCUUCCUUCUUGAUCAGUCUGCCUUGCUGUGUGCUGAUCCUUCUGCUGACAAUAUCCUGCAAUCAACCUCUGCACAAAAGCCCUUCACAAUCGAUCCUCACACUACUAUACACAUGUACUGUAGUGAGGCUCCUUGUGGAGACGCCAGUAUGGAACUUACAAUGGCUCAACAGGAAGACCAAUCUCCCUGGACAUCCACUUCAGGAAACGAGUCUAAUGAGCUAUUCGGAAGAGGCUAUUUCGGCACUCUAGGCGUAGUACGUCGGAAGCCUGCUCGUCCAGAUGCUCCUCCUACCUUGUCAAAGUCAUGCUCUGACAAGCUCGCUCUCAAGCAAUACAUGUCUGUACUUUCUGCAGUCAGCUCCUUGUUUAUACACCCAGAGAAUGCUUAUAUCCAUACUCUUGUCAUGCCUCAGAGUCAGAUGGUUUCAGAAGCUUGUGCUAGAGCCUUUGGUCGCGAUGGACGUCUAUCAGCAUUGCAAAGUGCAUCUUCUGGUCCCUUCACCUUUCGUCCUUUCACUGUUCGUCCAACUACGCGCGAGUUCUCCUUCAGUCGUCGUAUCGCCGAUCCAUCUACCACUUCAAUCGUACCAUCGAACAUCUCUUCUUUGACAUAUGGCCCCAAACAAGAAACUCUUAUCAAUGGCACGCUCCAAGGGAGAAAACAAGGUGAUCCGAGAGGAGCUUCUGCCGUCUCCAGACGCUCAAUGUGGGCCCUGGCUCUGAAAGUUACUGCUUCACUGGCACAGCCUGCUCUUGUCGCUGCUCUUAGCGCAAAGUCCUACGCAGACGUCAAGGCUAGCAAGAUGCUGUCUGACCGCGAAGCUGCUAAGAAAACUGCCAGAGAUCUGUCUCUACAAGGCUGGAAGAGAAACACCGGUGAUGAUGAUUGGCUGUUGACGGAAGCCAAGUCACCUGCGAAAUGA